Molecule: messenger RNA, 11326 nt
Organism: Choloepus didactylus (southern two-toed sloth)
Lineage: Eukaryota; Metazoa; Chordata; Mammalia; Pilosa; Megalonychidae
Gene: PHC3
Product: polyhomeotic homolog 3
Exons: 16
Coding region: 936-3938 (1000 amino acids)
Cellular component (GO): PRC1 complex; nucleus
Molecular function (GO): protein binding; zinc ion binding
Source: RefSeq, a predicted model, not a curated record
CCAAGAGCGUCCUUAUCACGGAGGAGCCUUCUUGGCCCGUGGCGGGGGAGGGGGCGGAGCGAACCGUAAGCGUCCAGUUACCCUCCAGGCGGGAGCGCCCCUUCGACUGUCUAACCCCAAUCGGUAGGACCCUUUGCAGUGUCACCCCUGGGACCCGGUUUGCUGGGGUCUUCCGGGAAAUGAGUCCAGGUGGGCGCUUCAGGCGCUGUCAAUCUCUGCAAGUGGGCCCUGUGGAUAGCGUUGUUACGGCUGCCCGAACCGGAGGCCCGCGGAGGCUGCGCAGCGCAAGGCGGGCACUGCCAGGCCUCCUUCGCGCUUCUUUCCUUCCCGCGCCACCCCACUUCUCCUCCACCGGAGAAACCGAGGCGUGAGGCUGCCCACUGCUUUUUCUCUGGAGGCGUGGAGGGGGUGUCCAGCAUGGUUGUUAGAGCGGCGGGGGCUGCAGGGUGUCUGGUGAGGCUGAGAACACCCUGGAAGGAAAGAUCUUUCCCUCGGGUUUUCGGCUGCAGUGUUGAUGCCUUCCUAGAGGGCCACAUUCUUGUGUGGCCGUGUGAUGGCACGCUUAGUUAGACUCUAAAACUUACUGUUUCCUGGAUAGGCCUCUUGUGCGCCAGAACUACUGGCUGUAUUUUGCAGGCAUUACUAUGCAUAGACAGUGGAGUUACCAAAAUUGUUGUAUUGUGCCAGGCCUUCAAAUGCAAUGCGAUAGUUUGGUCAGUUCCGUUCACCGAUGCUUGUUUAGACUUGUCCCUAGAAUUUGUUUGGUGUGUGUUUGUGUGUGUGUGUGUGUGUGACCAUUCUUGGUUAGUAGUGAGGUUUGGGUUUGAGGGUAUGGUUGAGCAGAUUAGCACUCUAAAAGGACCAGAAUUUAAGCUGGAUUGUUGCAUACCACCAUAUAACAAGCAGUAGUUUGAUUUAAGGACCACAGUACAACUAUGGAUAGUGAGCCAAAUCCUGGAACAUCUUCUGUGUCAACAACAACCAGUAGCACUACCACCACCACCAUCACCACUUCCUCAUCUCGAAUGCAGCAACCACAGCUCUCUGUCUACAGUGGCUCAGAUCGACAUGCUGUACAGGUAAUUCAACAGGCAUUGCAUCGCCCCCCCAGCUCAGCUGCUCAGUACCUUCAGCAGAUGUAUGCAGCCCAGCAGCAGCACUUAAUGCUGCAUACUGCAGCUCUUCAGCAGCAGCAUUUGAGCAGCUCCCAGCUUCAAAGCCUUGCAGCUGUUCAGGCAAGUUUGUCCAGUGGAAGACCACCUACAUCUCCAACAGGAAGUGUCACACAACAGUCAAGUAUGUCUCAGACAUCUAUCAACCUCUCCACUUCUCCUACACCUGCACAGUUAAUAAGCCGUUCCCAGGCUUCCAGUUCUACCAGUGGCAGUAUUACCCAACAGACUAUGUUACUAGGGAGUACCUCUCCUACCCUAACGGCAAGUCAAGCUCAAAUGUAUCUCCGAGCCCAAAUGCUGAUUUUCACUCCCGCUACCACUGUGGCUGCUGUACCGUCUGACAUUCCUGUUGUCUCGUCGUCACCGUCAUCUUCCUGUCAGUCUGCAGCUACUCAGGUUCAAAAUUUAACCUUACGCAGCCAGAAGUUGGGUGUAUUAUCUAGCUCACAGAAUGGUCCGCCAAAAAGCUCUGGUCAAACUCAAUCAUUGACAAUUUGUCACAACAAAACAACAGUGACCAGUUCUAAAAUCAGCCAACGAGAUCCUUCUCCAGAAAAUAAUAAGAAAGGAGAAAACCCAAGUCUGGAAUCACGAAGCACAGCUGUCACCCGGACAUCAAGUAUUCACCAAUUAAUAGCACCAGCUUCAUAUUCUCCAAUUCAGCCUCAUUCUCUAAUAAAACAUCAGCAGAUUCCUCUUCAUUCACCACCUCCCAAGGUUUCCCAUCAUCAGCUAAUACUACAACAGCAACAGCAAAUUCAGCCAAUUACACUUCAAAAUCCAACUCAAGAGCCACCCCCAUCCCAGCACUGUAUUCCACUCCAAAACCAUGGCCUUCCCCCAGCUCCCAGUAAUAAUGCCCAGCCACAACAUUGUUCACCAAUUCAGAGUCAUCCCCCUCCUUUAACAAUGUCUCCUAGCCAGUCACAGUCAGCACAGCAGUCGGUAGUGGUCUCUCCUCCACCACCUCAUUCACCAAGUCAGUCUCCUACUAUAAUUAUUCAUCCUCAAGCGCUUAUUCAGCCACAUCCUCUUGUGUCAUCAGCACUCCAGCCAGGGCCAAACUUGCAGCAGUCCACUGCUAAUCAAUUGCAACCUCCAGCACAGCUGAAUCUUCCAUCCCAUCUUCCACUUCCCACUUCUCCUGUCUUACACAUUGGCCCAGUUCAGCAGUCUGCUUUGGUGUCCCCAGGUCAGCAGAUUGUAUCUCCGACAUCACACCAGCAAUAUUCAACCCUUCAGUCUUCUCCAAUCCCAAUUGCAACCCCUCCACAGAUGUCGACAUCUCCUCCAGCUCAGAUUCCACCAAUACCCUUGCAGUCUAUGCAGUCUUUACAAGUGCAGCCUGAAAUUCUAUCCCAGGGCCAGGUUUUGGUGCAGAAUGCUUUGGUGUCAGAAGAGGAGCUUCCAGCUGCAGAAGCUUUGGUCCAGUUGCCAUUUCAGACUCUUCCUCCUCCUCAGACUGUUGCAGUAAACCUACAAGUACAACCACCAGCACCUGUUGAUCCACCAGUGGGAAUGCAUUUGAACCAGUGUCAUCUACACAAAGUUUUUUCUCUUAAGGUUUAUCAAGUAGAAGAUGUAUGUGAAGAAGACAUGCCAGAAGAGUCAGAUGGAUGUGUCCGGAUGGAUAGAACCCCACCACCACCUACUUUGUCUCCAGCAGCUAUCACUGUAGGGAGAGGAGAAGAUUUGACUUCUGAACAUCCUUUGUUAGAGCAAGUGGAUUUACCUGCUGUGGCUUCAGUCAGUGCUUCAGUAAUUAAAUCUCCAUCAGAUCCUUCACAUAUUUCUAUCCCUCCGCCUCCACUUUUACUUCCAGCUGCUACCACAAGGAGUAAUAGUACAUCUGUGCCCAGUAGUAUUCCCAGUAUAGAAAACAAACCUCCACAGGCUAUUGUUAAACCACAGAUCUUGACCCAUGUUAUUGAAGGCUUUGUGAUUCAGGAGGGAUUGGAGCCAUUUCCUGUGAGUCGUUCAUCUUUGCUAAUAGAACAGCCUGUGAAAAAAAGGCCUCUUUUGGAUAAUCACACAGUAAAUUCUGUGUGUGUUCAGCGAGAGCUACAGAAUAAUACAAAGCAUGCAGAUAAUUCAUCUGACACAGAGAUGGAAGACAUGAUUGCUGAAGAGACAUUGGAAGAAAUGGACAGUGAGUUGCUCAAGUGUGAAUUCUGUGGAAAGAUGGGAUAUGCUAAUGAAUUUCUACGGUCAAAACGAUUCUGUACUAUGUCAUGUGCCAAACGGUACAAUGUUAGCUGUUCUAAAAAAUUUGCACUUAGUCGUUGGAACCGUAAGCCUGAUAAUCAGAGUCUUGGGCAUCGUGGUCGUCGUCCAAGUGGCCCUGAUGGGGCAGCAAGAGAACAUAUCCUUAGGCAGCUUCCAAUUACUUAUCCAUCUGCAGAAGAAGACUUGGCUUCUCGUGAAGAUUCCAUGCCAUCUGCUAUGACAACUCGUCUGCGCAGGCAGAGUGAGCGAGAAAGAGAACGUGAGCUUCGGGACGUGAGAAUUAGGAAAAUGCCUGAGAAUAGUGAUUUGCUCCCAGUUGCACAAACAGAACCAUCAAUAUGGACAGUGGACGAUGUCUGGGCCUUUAUCCAUUCUUUGCCUGGCUGCCAGGAUAUUGCAGAUGAGUUCAGAGCACAGGAGAUUGAUGGACAAGCCCUUCUCUUGCUAAAAGAAGACCAUCUCAUGAGUGCAAUGAACAUCAAGCUAGGUCCAGCCCUAAAGAUCUGUGCACGCAUCAACUCUUUGAAGGAAUCGUAACAGGAACAUGAGGCUUUGUGAUAACAGCAAUUUUAUUGUUCUCAAACAGACUUGUAAGGUAAAAGCCCAAGUCUACCUAAAAUAUUACACUUAUAAUGGUGGAUAGCCAAGCACAUUGAAAUCUCUGCAUCAAAUCUUCUACAGAUAUAAUAAUUCAUCAUACAUUUUCAUAAUUUGCCAACACUGGUGAAAUUAAUUUUAAAGGUUACAUGCAACACUGAAAGACUUGUUAUAGAAGGUCAUAUUUUUCAAACAAAACUGUUGUACUAGAUAAUUUUUUAAAGGCAAUGUUUAUCAUAAAUAUAGAGUCCUUUUAAAGGUAAUUUAAUUAUUUACAUUUCUCCUCUAUUGAUUCAGUUUUCUUACACAUUUUUGUACCCUAUUUACUUAGUUUUUUAAAGGUUGUCAUAAGAGAUAGGUUAUGGAAUAAUUUAGGAGUCCAGUGACUAGAAUUGUAUGCAGUAUGAGUGUACAUUUUAAAAAACAUGUCCUUUAGACAGAUGUUUUUGUCUGUAAAAAAGGAUUGUAUUCUAGCAUGAACAAUACUGAUCUCGAAGUCAGAAGAAUUAGUUUCUAUUCAAAACCUGACCAAGAGUUUGAUUUGGCAGGAAAAGCGAGGUUUUGCUGUUUUUGUACAUGUAGAGCAGUGAUUCUCAAUGGGUGAGUGGGUGGGUGAGAUUUUCUCCCUCGGAGACACUUGGCAAUGUCUAAAUAAAGACUGGUUGUUGCAGCUGGGGGUGGGGAGUUGCUGUGGGCAUCUAGUGGGUAGAGGGCAGGGAUAUUGCUAAAUAUCCCACAGUGCAAAGGACCACCCUUUACAACAGAGACUUAUCUGGCUAAAACAUCAACCAAUACCAAGAAUUGAGAAACCAUAAUGUAGGAGGAGUGACAAAUACUGCUUUCUCCACCCAAAGGGACAUUUUGAAAAGAUAGUACAUAAUAAGGAGUACAUAUAUAAUGGAAUAAUUAUUCAGAGAACAGUAAUGUUUUGCUAAAGUAUUUUAUCCAGAUUCAUACCUAUCAGAAAAAGAGAAAAAAAAAUCUCUAUUAAAUUGGCCUAGAAAAAUAAGGACUAGCAUACAAAUAUUUUGACUCUCAAAAAGUACUGAUUAUAUUAUCUUUCAUAUCUGUCCUCCUCUGCACUGAUGAAAGCAUAAAUAAUGAUUAUACCUUAUGAACCAGUGCACAGUCUUUGCUGGCAAGAAAUAGUUUGUAGAUGAUAUAUGCUCUUUGAAUGUUUUCAAAUGUUGAACAUGCUGGGUCUAGCUAGAAUGUCAUUCCUUUUUUUUUUUUUUUUUUUUUACUAAACCCUUGCAUGUUUCCUACAAAGCACUUACCAACUGAUAUGUCUUGGAUGACUGGAUGUAAUUUUGUAUAUGCAGCUUUUAGGGGAAAAACAUUUAAAGCAAAACCUUUGACUGAAAAAAAUUAGUGUCCUAUGGAAUUAGGACACUGAAAUAAAAUCAUUCAUGGGAGCCCUGCGAGCAUUGUAGUCUAGUUGUCAAAAAUUUUAUUCAAGAUUAUGCAGGUUUUGUUUUAAUUUUUCUUGUCUUAUCUUGACCACAUGACUGAGAUAUUUUAAUCAUUGAAGGAACAUACUCAGAUAUUUGACAGAAGGUUAAUAAGUGAGGGGAAAAAAGUCCAUGAGUUUCAGUCAUUUUCACUGCUCUUUUCCAAAAGAUUGUGUUGAGCUAGUAGAAGACUAAAGAAGUCACUAAAGAUGUCAGGUAUUUAUCUUUUGGCUUUGUGUACAUUAGAGAAUGUUGAUUAUUUUUAUACAAAAUACAGCGGGUAAUUUUUUUAAUCUUUUAGAUGCCUCUUGUUUGAAUGUAUGCUUUGUGAGAUUCUUUUGUGUAGUAAUGUUUUUAAAAAAGAGGUUUAUUGAUAGUUACGUGUAGGAUUAGAAAUGCGCAAUUUAGUGUAAGGCUCAUGUUCCAGACCUACAAUAGCUUGUAGUCUAUGUUACAUAUUUCUUUAUAUCACAUUUUAAAUUAUUGGAUUAAAGUUUCAAGGAAAGGUAGGUACUUUAUAGUCAGUUUUCAUUUAUUAGCAGUUAAUCAUUGUGACAGAGUUGUCAUUUUCCCCUCAUCAUCUUGUUAAUCUCAGAACAGAAUUAUAGGCUGAGCAUUAGUUGGAGAUGGCCCACUGGAAGGGGAGUAGGGUGCAGAGAAAAAUUUCCUUGAAAAUUAAAACUUUAUCAUAGGUAAUCCACAAUUAGUUCAAAAUUGGUUAUUUGUGGAUAGACUCCCUCAGCAAUAAUUCUUUCCUUUAACUAUAGUAUCUAUAGCUUUUAAGGUAUUAACUUUGAACUGUGUUGUAGGUUCUCCUUUUACUUACUCCCUCUUCUAAUAUCAGUCUUUAUACUUACUGAAAGCCCCUGUGCCUAGGCUAGCACAUAAUCUUAAGGAUAGUCCAGAUUUUCUGUUGUUCCCAUUUCAAACAUACCCAGAAAAUACACUGAGUUGUGGUUUGUUUGUUUUUGUCUCAUUUGCAUUCUUAAACUGGAAGGUCUUGCCAUUGAUGCAGCUGUUUCUUUCUGAAUGAUUUAACCAUCCUAAUUUCAAAGCUUCAAUUAUAUAUAAUGGAUAUGUAGAUUAAGAUAACACUUGUGUGUCCACCUCUCUCCUGAGCUGUAAGUAGUUUCAGCAAUUUAAUAUGUGAUAUAUGUGGGGAGAGUGCAAUUAUUUUCAUUUUCUUUCACACUACUAAUUGUUUUCAGAUUCUGACUAUGGAGAAGUAAUGACAAGCAUAAUCUUCCUAUUUUUGCUACCCAAGUUUGCAUUUUCUAUCUUCUUUUAAGUAAUGCACUCUUUUUGUAUUGGGGGAAAACACACAAAUUUGAAAUUUUAUUUGCUUUCCGUGUUGUGUUCCUAAGAAAGUAAACAAAGAGAGCUGGUUUGUAGAAAUUUUUAUUUUUUACACGACAUCAGUUUUCAUCAAGCCUUGUGUACUUUAAUGAGUAUAGCAUGAGAUAGAGUGCUACCCCAAUAGUGGCUUUUCUAACGGCAUAUAACUAACUAUUUCUUAAUUUGCCCUGGCAUCCUCUAAACAGAACUUCUUUCCCCUUAGUUCCAGUUUAAGGGCUGUCACCCAGGGGUAACGAGGGUGGAAUGAGAGGAAAGAAAUGUUAGUGAAGAAGCUCAAGAAUGGGAAACCAGAGGCAGACAAUCUAUAACAACCUUGUAGAUUGUUUUAAUAAGGAAGUAUUUCAUUUGUUAGGCUGUAUCUCUGAGAAUUUCUUAACCAAGAGCUACAGGUUUCUCUUAACUGGUUUGGAUUUCAGUUACUCUAAGCCUACCUCUUUUUCUUUUUGCUACACAGCAGUAAUAAUGAUCACGAGGUGAACUUUUUAACCCGAAUUCAUCAAUACUAGUGUUUCGUAAAUAUCUUUAGAGUAUUUGAUUUCAUCUUAAAGAUUGUGAUUCAGUUUAGAUAAGCACAAAUACAGUAUUAAGAAAGUAAAUACGCAAUCUUACUAAAAUUUAAUUUCAACCUGUUAAAGCUGUACAUGUUUUAGAAAUUUCUUUGGAAAGAUGUUUAUCUCUUAUUAGAGGUUAUAAAAUGUAUUGGUGUGCAGUUUCCUUAAGAGGAGCAAUACAAGCCAUUUCUUCAGUUAAAAAAGUGUUUAAAAUUAUAUAUUCUCCUUUGGAAAAAAGAGUUCCCCAACCUUCUAAGAAUUUUCAGUUUUACAUAUUAUUUAUAAGAACUUAUUUAAUCUGUUUUACAAUUAGACUUUUAGCUUUUGGGGGGAAAUUUGUACCUCACUAAUUCAAGUAUAAUCGUCAUAUUCCAGAGAAAACCAUUUGGCUUUUUCUGAACUUUGACUUUUUUAGUAAAAACACAUUAAAACAGAGUCUCUUCCUUGCUUUUUAAAUCUAAAGCUCAGCUUCUCUAAUGAAAACUCUUCUAUCCUACUCUGUACUUUUGGGCCUGGAUUUAAAUGCAUAUACGCUCAAGUUUCAUGUUUUUGGCAACUUUUUGGAUUUUUUUUUUUUUUUUGAUAAAUUUGUUUUGCUCCCUUCUUAAAGCUUUGGAACAUUUUAUAGGAACUAGAGGUAAUUUUAAUUUCAGAUGAUUGGAGAAGAGGUACAAAACGAGGUUCUAGCUAAAGCUUUACACUGUAGAAAUAUAUUUCAUCUACUGUCUCUUCAAAGUACAGCUGUUGUGCUCAAUGACUUUGAUGGUGUUCAAUAUGAAUCCAUAGAAAGAAAUCUGUGCAAGGAUUUUUAAAUGUGUUUAACGAAUGAAUUUUAAUUUGGAAAAAAAGCAAUAUAUAAAUUCAAAACUGUUAUACUAACAUGGAUCAUUUUAAAUAUAAGAGCAGUCUAGUAAGUCCUUUUAGACUACCUAUUUAAACUGACUCCAGUAAUCUUAAAAAUUGAUAGCCAUCAUUUACUGGCUUAGAAGUUAUACUCGACAGAACAUUUUCAGUGUUAAAUCUGUGUUUUGUGAGGCUUUAACAGGUGAAAAAGCUAGUGUCUAUAAUAGAUCAGUGGGGUUUAUUUUCGUCUGUGAAAUAAACAUCAAUCCAUUUUAGAAAGGUGUUAAAAAGAAGUCUUGCCUCAAGUAAACCAGAAGUAUCCAGUGUUGAAAAUGUUUGCUUAGAAUGCUUUUCUUAAAAAUAAUUCUCUUUUGCUUUAUUUUAGUACUAAAUAAUGAGUAAAUAAUCUAGUUCAAUAGUAAAUAAUAGAUGAGCAUAAUAAUCAUUGAAUUAACAUGAAGGGUGAAGAUAAAAUACUGGCCUGGAGCUUGGAGUUUUACUUCCAGUUGGUUAAUUAGCUCUGUGUGACACUUUGGGUGGUUACUUAGCUUUUUGCCUGAAUUUCCUCUUCUAAAUAUACAGUAUGGGGCCUACACUGCUCAGAAUUUGGGUUAAAUCAUCUUUAAGUUACCUUACAGCUCAUGAUUCUAGGCCAGCAUAGUGGGGUAGUUUGAAGGUUGCUUCUACUUAGUUCUCUUUCCCUUUUUAAUGGUUCAUUUUAUACUUAAGAGAGCUUUUACUAAAAGAUGGUUAUUUAUUAAGGAUUAUUUUCCUGGAUCACAGUGUCUUUGUUCUUCUAAAGAUAAAAGUAGAGUGAUACAGAUAAGCAUGUAAGGACAUUUUCCUAAAGGCUAAUUGCUAGUUAAGCACUGAACAUGUCAUUCAUGUAUUUAUUCAUUCAGUCAGCAAACCAUUUGAGCACUUACUUGGUGACAGGUGUACCUGUACAUGAUUUAAGGAGCUAGUAAGUAAAGAAAAUCUUCUCAGACAUAAUUUUGAUUACAGCUUAAAUAAACACAUAGUUAUCACCACUUCAUAUACUGAAUUUUUAAACUUGGAAAUGAGCAGAAAUUUAAGCAUUGAUUAAAGGAUUGAGCUAGAUGACAUCUAACAAGUCUGAGUGAUCACAUCACAAUUCCUAUAACAUGUUUCACAUACUAAAUGACAAACAUAUACACGAUCAGAUUAGAAAAUUAAGCGUACCUAACAAUAAGGACUUUUAACAUUUUGAGACUAUUGUGACAGUCUAUAUUUCAUAGAAUUAUUUGGACACUUGAAUCUGUUGCAGAGUUGUUGCUAAUACAGGAUGUGUGGCAGAACAAUACAAAGAAGCCGGUUCUCAAUUAUCUUACAUUUUUAAUUACAAAAACUUUAUACCCAGUAUUGACAGUGUGGCAACUUUUCAAAACUGAAAAAUCUCAAGAGAGAUCACUGGAGCAGAGUGUUUUUUAUUUAUUUAAAAAAAUUUUUUUUUGAUUUGUUGUUCAAGUAAAACUACAUAAAUUUUAUUGUAUUUUUAAGGUUAUUACAAAUAUCCAGUUUUUAAAGAUUGGUAAGAAUCAGUAGUAGAAAGUACAUGUAUUGCAUAGUAAAAAGGUAUCCUUUAAAAUGAUGAACUGGUGAGCAUAAAACAGUUCUAAUCUUUAACUGACAAAUAUUUGGGGAGAAGACAGUGAAUAGGAGAAUGGACCAUAAAUUGGGUAAAGGUCCCCUACCACUUAGGGGUUCUGUGAUUCGCAUUGUAAUAAUUCCUAUUAACAACUUUACAUUUAACAUUAGUUGAUACUUACAUUCUCUUUCCAUUAAGAUAAAAAAAUGAAAAUUUCUAACAUUAAAAAAUCAUUUGUGCAUCAUAGUUGUAGCUUUUAAAAGCAGGAAAAUGUCUAAAUAAAUCUUAGAUUCAAAUUUAUACCAAACUGAUUGAGAAAAGGAACUAAUAUCCAAGUAGCCAGUCUGGGUUUUAAAAAAUUGUUCCUUGGUAUUGGUUAAAAUUACUUUUUAAAUGUUUUCUCAUUUUUCAAAUAUUUCAUGUUUAAAAUACCUAUUACAUAUAUACUUUUUGUAUGUAUUGUUAAAUAUUGAAAAGGAAACUGAGGAUGUCUGAUUUUGAAGGUAUUUAACUAGAUUUCCCAAUAACCUCAUUCAGAAUCUUGGUCUUUUUGUUUUUGCUAAUAAGUUCCAUAAACUAUCUUCACAGUAAGGAUUAUGCUUGUAGUGAAGGUCAGAUGUUGUAGACAGCAGUGUAAGCAAGGAAAUGGAUACUGACAGCGUGUGAGGCAUUUCAGGCUUCUUUGCUGAAUUAGUAGUAUAUUUUGUGUUUCUUCUUGUUAAACAUUGUUUUAAUUAUUAAUUAAACAAAGGCAAACUGUUGGGAUUUAUUCGUUUUGGAUGUUUCGAGCAAGUGUUAACAUUUUUUAUUCCUCUUUUUGGUUCCUCCCAUUGUUCUAAAAUCGGACUUUCAUAUUAUUAAAAUCUUAAAAAGAUGACCCACCCAGGAUGAAAAAGCACCACCUAGGGGAAGAAAUCUUUUUUUUUUUUUUUUUUUUUUUAUCUUUACAGAAACAAAUGUUAAGAUUAUAUAUAGAUGUAUUCUUUACAUUGGAGUAGAGUCCUCCUUACAGGAAAUGAAAUAGUUUUAGCACUCUUAGAGGAUUAGAGUUCCUAGAUUGGUGUCUGUAGCUACAGUUGUAAAACAUAUAAUCUGAAAAUGAAGUUAAUUUUACAUUAUAAGAGCACACCAUGAUCUAUGUAAAAAGAUUGUCCAGUUGGUGUAUUUUUUUAAAAAAAGAGAAAGCACUUUCAUAUUAAGUAGCAUGCGUUUGAAUUUCAGAUUUUCACAUUUGUUGUGUCUGUAUCAAGUGAAGUAAAAAUGAGCAUUCAAAUAUUUGUUGAUGGCAACAUUAACUAUAAAUUAAAGCACCUUAUAUUCUGCUGCUUAAAUUUGCUUGUAAUUGCACCUUUGUUACCUGCACAUUUUCACAUAGAAUGUUAACAUUGCUUCAUGUGGGUCUGGAUGGAAGAUUAGUUGGCCUACAGGAUCAUUUAUUUAUAUUGUUUAUAUUACAAUAAUAUAUUGUAGACCAGUUGUAAGUUCAUUUCUUUACAAAUAAAAGCCUCUUCUAUUUGG